ACCUGUGCAAUCACUGUGUGUACACAAGUAGUGUCGUUGCGACUAACCUGUCAUAUAAUUUACAUUUUAACUCUCUUAGGAGCGCAGCUGGAUUAGAUUGAUUAGGAUGAUACUGUUUUAGGGCAACUGUUUUAUUAUGUGAAGGACCGAACGACCGGUAGUUCAAUGAUGCACGGAUACGAGGAUUUAGUGUGGAGUACAAGUUAGCUCUUUUAAAUGGCGGGUGUCCAUCUCCCUGAUAUUGGAAAACUUGGAAUUCGCGUAGCAACAGGGAUAAGAGAUCGAAAACGCGUGGCUCCAACAAACUUAGUGGAAAGUGCCAGACUAAGGGCGCUAUCGAGUAGAAUAGAAACCGAGCGACAAGAAAGAUACAGGAUUUUGAAAAAAGAGGAAAGGAGAAUGAAGCGUCGUAAAAAGAGAAUUGAUGACCGCCUAGAUGAUAUUGAUAAAUCGAGAGGAACAGACUUGAAACUACACAAAAGCAACUACGAUAGAAGAAAGCGUUUUCCGUGUCUUCCUUCUAUAAGACAAUGUGAACCUAAAAAAUCAUUGAAAGAAGACUGCGGUAGUAAGUUAACAGUGUCCUCCGCUAUUUUCCCGAUUCAAGAAGAAAUGGCGCCUAGUGAUAUAAAUGCAUCGGAAUAUAAACAAAUUCAAGACAAUAAGUCAGUACUACGAUCUUUGCAAACUAGAAAGUUAUCAAUAGAUAGAGUUUCUUUUAAUAAUCAAGCAAAUCUACAGAAAAGAAGAAAAUCUUCCUUGGAAAAAAAAGCUGCGGACAAAAACAUAGAGCUCGCCGAAGAGCAAUCUACAAAUUCCGUUCCUCGGGUUGUUUUGGAUAAUAACUCCUUCGGAGUAAGCAAUACUGGUAGUCGACCCAGUAUUGAUAUAUCAGAAGUGUCGGAUUCUUCAAGUGAGGUUUACAACGGAAGUCGUCGGCGUAGUUCAGCUUUUCAUCAAAGUCUUGAGGAUGCAAUGCGCGCGAUCAGAACUUGCAGAUAUAUCAGGCGACCAAGCAGACGUUCGCCACUUGAAAACGCUUAUGAUGCCUUUGAAAAAGAUUUCUAUUGCGUGGAUGAUGCGCUCGGUUUAUAAUUAGUUAAUACAGCGCACUAAAACUAUCAGCAAAGCCAGGUAAUGACACUGCAGGCAGUAGUAAAGCUUUGACGUUAGAAAUACAUGAUAUAUAUCGUCAAAAAUGUUUUAAUGUAACCAAAAAGAUAACACAAGAAAAUUACCAUAGCUUAUAACUGCAUAUCGUUAUCAUAUUAGCGCUAACAAAAAAUAGUAAUUAUGUGAAUUGUGUCGUUAGAUUUCUUUCUCCAGUUUUCGUUUUCCGAGUAAUAAUUCGUAUUGAAUAAGCUUUUGUUUUUGAAAGGCUGAAUAUAACUGCGUCCCCAUUUUGUGAAUACCGCAGAAAUGCGAGAACAUUGAAUGAAUCGUUCAAAUAAAUCAAGUGAUAGCCGAA
Molecule: messenger RNA, 1468 nt
Organism: Nematostella vectensis (starlet sea anemone)
Lineage: Eukaryota; Metazoa; Cnidaria; Anthozoa; Actiniaria; Edwardsiidae
Exons: 1
Coding region: 217-1095 (292 amino acids)
Source: RefSeq, a predicted model, not a curated record